AUGAAUAUUUCGAGGGCUAUUCUGGGGAAUUUCCUUUUAUUUACAUCAAUAGUUUCACUUGCAAAGGCUAGUGUAUCCGAUGCUACGUGCCCAGAAAUCGAAAUAUAUGGCGGUAAGUUCUUCAACUCUAAAACAGGAGAGCAAUUUUUUAUGAAGGGUAUUGCUUACCAACCACAAAGAACUCUGGAAGACUUGGAAGAGGGUGCGGGCAUAUUCGAAACUAAAUAUGUUGACCCAUUGGCAGACACAUCAUUGUGUCUUCGUGACAUUCCCUAUCUCAGAAAGUUAGACGUCAAUACUAUCAGAGUUUACUCUGUUGAUCCAACCAAAAACCAUGAUGUAUGUAUGGAAGAAUUAAAGAAGGCCGGAAUAUAUGUUAUCCUAGAUUUAUCGGAACCUGAUUUAUCAAUUACGAGAGAUCAUCCUGAAUGGGAUGUGGACCUGCUGAAUCGCUAUAAGAGUGUUGUUGACGCAAUGCACUCAUAUUCUAACGUAUUAGGAUUCUUUGCGGGCAAUGAAGUUACCAAUGAUGAUACAAACACAGAUGCUUCUCCAUUUGUGAAAGCUGCUAUCAGGGAUACUAAAAAGCAUAUAAGAGAACAGGGCUAUAGAGCCAUUCCAGUGGGAUAUUCUACAAAUGAUGACGCCGAAACAAGAGCUGCAUUAGCCCAGUACUUCAUUUGUGGAGAUGUGACAGCCGACUUUUAUGGAAUUAACAUGUACGAAUGGUGUGGAUACUCUUCAUAUGGGACAAGUGGUUACAAAGAGCGUACUGAAGAAUUUGAAGGCUAUCCUAUACCUAUUUUCUUUUCAGAGUUUGGAUGUAAUGCUAUAAGACCGAGACCUUUUACUGAAGUUAGCGCAUUAUUUAGUGAGGAAAUGUCUUCCACGUGGUCGGGGGGGCUGGUAUAUAUGUAUUUUGAGGAAGACAAUGGGUAUGGUGUCGUUAAAGCAGAGGGUGAAAACGUUUAUGAGCUUGACGAUUUUGAUACUUUGCAGAAGCAGUAUUCAAAGGCUAGACCAAAGGGCACUACCAAGGAAGAAUAUGCUAAAAAUUGGCAGAAGUCGAAUGAUAUCGUUAGUUCUUGUCCACCAAAGACUGAGGUUUGGAAGGCAACAGAUCGCUUACCAGCGACUCCAGACUUACUAAAAUGUUCUUGUUUGGAAGAGGUCCUUCCUUGUAUUAUGACAGCACAUGAGGAUAAUGAAAAAUAUGUUGAAUUAUUCAGCUAUAUAUGUAGCCAGGUAGAUUGUUCAGACAUUGCUGCGGAUGGAGUAACAGGUAUUUAUGGUGAAUAUUCUGACUGUUCCAUAACCCAGAAGCUAUCACUGCAGUACUCCAAACUGUAUACUUUGAGAAGCUCCAAGAAUGGAGUUUGCCCAAAUUCUGAUGCAAAUAAGUUGUAUUUCAACCCAAGAAGCCUACAUAAGUUUGACAAAUAUGAUAAAUGUAACGCACGUGCUAAGAAAGUUGAGGAGUUACUGUCAAAGAGUUCACGUACUGGCUCUGGAGAAGGGGAUACAUCAGAUUCCAUUCAUAAAAGAACAAACAAGCCUAAAGACGGUAAAUCGCAAAAGUCAGGAUCAACGCAGCAGAGAGGAUCUGGUUACGUGAUUCUCUUUGUCUCCGUCUUCAUAGCAAGUAUCUUAUUAUAA
Kazachstania africana CBS 2517 is the source of this 1656-nucleotide messenger RNA. RefSeq names its product 1,3-beta-glucanosyltransferase (gene GAS2). The transcript has a single exon. Gene Ontology annotation, biological process: fungal-type cell wall (1->3)-beta-D-glucan biosynthetic process. The coding region runs from base 1 to 1656 and encodes 551 amino acids. Gene Ontology annotation, cellular component: fungal-type cell wall; cytoplasm. The record is from RefSeq and is a predicted model, not a curated record. NCBI's taxonomy places the organism in Eukaryota, Fungi, Ascomycota, Saccharomycetes, Saccharomycetales, Saccharomycetaceae. Gene Ontology annotation, molecular function: 1,3-beta-glucanosyltransferase activity.